AUGGCACUAGGCAUACUUAGUGGUCUACAAAGUUGUCUAAUAGCCGCAACAACAACUGCUACAACAAAUACAGCCGAUACUACAACAGAAGCCGCUACCACAACAGCAACCGAUACCACAACUACAGCGGCUACCACAACUACAGCGGCUUCUACAACAGUAGCCGAUACCACAACCACAGCGGCUACCACAACUACAGCGGCUUCUUCAACAGUAACCGAUACCACAACUACAGCGGCUACUACAACAGCAGCCGAUACCACAACUGUCACCGCUUCUACAACAGUAGCCGAUGCCACAACUACAACAGCUUCUUCAACAAUAGCCGAUACCACAACUACCACCGCUUCUACAACAGCAGCCGAUACCACAACUACCACCGCUUCUACAACAUUAGCCGAUACCACAACUACCACCGCUUCUACAACAGCAGCCGAUACCACAACUGCAGCCGUUACUACACCAGUAGCCGAUACCCCAACUACCACCGCUUCUACAACAGUAGCCGAUACCACAACUACCACCGCUUCUACAACAAUAGCCGAUACCACAACUUCCACCGCUUCUACAACAGCAGCCGAUACCACAACUACCACCGCUUCUACAACAGUAGCCGAUACCACAACUACCACCGCUUCUACAACAGUAGCCGAUAUCACAACUACCACCGCAUCUACAACAGCAGCCGAUACAACAACCACCGCUUCGACAACAGAAGCCGAUACCACGACUAUAGCCGCUUCUUCAACAGUAGCCGAUACCACAACUAUAGCCGUUUCUACAACAGCAGCCGAUACCACAACUACCACCGCUUCUACAACAGUAUCCGAUACCACAACUACAGCGGCUACUACAACAGCAGCAGAUACCACAACUACCACCGCUUCUACAACAGUAGCCGAUACCACAACUACCACCGCUUCUACAACAGUAGCCGAUACCACAACUACAGCCGUUACUACACAAGUAGCCGAAACAACAACUACCAUCGCUUCUACAACAGUAGCCGAUACCACAACUACCACCGCUUCUACAACAGUAGCCGAUACCACAACUACCACCGCUUCUACAACAGUAGCCGAUACCACAACUACCACCGCUUCUACAACAGUAGCCGAUACCACAACUACCACCACUUCUACAACAGUAGCCGAUAUCACUACUACCACCGCUUCUACAACAGUAGCCGAUACCACAACUACCACCGCUUCGACAACAGUAGCCGAUACCACAACUUCCACCGCUUCAACAACAGCAGCCGAUACCACAAUUACCACCGCUUCUACAACAGCAGCCGAUACCACAACUACCACCGCUUCUACAACAGUAGCCGAUAGCACAACUAUAGCCGCUUCUACAGCAGUAGCCGAUACCACAACUACCGCCGCUUCUACAACAGCAGCCGAUACCACAACUACCCCCGCUUCUACAACAGUAGCCGAUACCACAACUACAGCGGCUACUACAACAUCAGCCGAUACCACAACAACCACCGCUUCUACAACAGAAGCCGAUACCACAACUACAGCGGCUACUACAACAGUAGCCGAUACCACAACUACCACCGCUUCUACAACAGUAGCCGAAACCACAACUACCACCGCUUCUACAACAGUAGCCGAUACCACAACUACCACCACUUCUACAACAGUAGCCGAUAUCACUACUACCACCGCUUCUACAACAGUAGCCGAUACCACAACUACCACCGCUUCGACAACAGUAGCCGAUACCACAACUUCCACCGCUUCAACAACAGCAGCCGAUACCACAACUACCACCGCUUCUACAACAGUAGCCGAUAGCACAACUAUAGCCGCUUCUACAGCAGUAGCCGAUACCACAACUACCGCCGCUUCUACAACAGCAGCCGAUACCACAACUACCCCCGCUUCUACAACAGUAGCCGAUACCACAACUACAGCGGCUACUACAACAGCAGCCGAUACCACAACAACCACCGCUUCUACAACAGUAGCCGAUACCACAACUACAGCGGCUACUACAACAGUAGCCGAUACCACAACUACCACCGCUUCUACAACAGUAGCCGAAACCACAACUACCACCGCUUCUACAACAGUAGCCGAUACCACAACUACCACCGCUUCUACAACAGUAGCCGAUAUCACAACUACCACCGCUUCUACAACAGUAGCCGAUACCACAACUACCACCGCUUCUACAACAGUAGCCGAUACCACAACUUCAACCGCUUCUACAACGGUAGCCGAUACCACAACAACCACCGCUUCUACAAUAGCAGCCGAUACCACAUCUACCACCGCUUCUACAACAGUAGCCGAUACCACGACUUCCACCGCUUCUACAACAGCAGCCGAUACCACAACUACCAUCGCUUCUACAACAACAGCCGAUACCACAACUACCACCGCUUUUACAACAGUAGCCGAUACCACGACUACCACCGCUUCUACAACAGUAGCCGAUACCACACCUACCACCGCUUCUACAACAGCAGCCGAUAGCACAACUAUAGCCGCUUCUACAGCAGUAGCCGAUACCACAACUACCGCCGCUUCUACAACAGCAGCCGAUACCACAACUACCACCGCUUCUACAACAGUAGCCGAUACCACAACUACAGCGGCUACUACAACAGCAGCCGAUACCACAACUACCACCGCUUCUACAACAAUAGCCGAUACCACAACUACAGCGGCUACUACAACAGUAGCCGAUACCACAACUACCACCGCUUCUACAACAGUAGCCGAUACCACAACUACCACCGCUUCUACAACAGUAGCCGAUACCACAACUACCACCGCUUCUACAACAGUAGCCGAUACCACAACUACCACCGCUUCUACAACAGUAGCCGAUAUCACAACUACCACCGCUUCUACAACAGCAGUCGAUACCACAACUACCACCGCUUCUACAACAGUAGCCGAUACAACAACUUCCACCGCUUCUACACCAGUAGCCGAUACCACAACUACCACCGCUUCUACAACAGCAGCCGAUACCACAACUACAACCGCUUCUACAACAGUAGCCGAUACCACAACUUCCACCGCUUCUACAACAGCAGCCGAUACCACAACUACCAUCGCUUCUACAACAACAGCCGAUACCACAACUACCACCGCUUCUACAACAGUAGCCGAUACCACAACUACCACCGCUUCUACAACAGUAGCCGAUACCACAACUACCACCGCUUCUACAACGGUAGCCGAUACCACAACCUCCACCGCUUCUACAACAGUAGCCGAUUCCACAAUAACCACCGCUUCUACAACAGUAGCCGAUACCACACCUACCACCGCUUCUUCAACAGCAGCCGAUACCACAACUACCACCGCUUCUACAACAGUAGCCGAUACCGCAACUACCAUCGUUUCUACAACAGUAGCCGAUACCACAACUACCACCGCUUCUUUAACAGCAGCCGAUACCACAUCUACCUACGCUUCUACAACAGCAGCUGAUACCACAACUACCACCGCUUCUACAACAGUUGCCGAUACUACAACUACAGCCGCUACAACAACAGCAGUCGAUACAUCAACUACAGCCACAACUGCAGCUGCUACUACAACCGCAGCCGAUGCCACGACUGCAGCAACAACUACAGCCGCUACUACAACAGCAGCAGAUACCACAACUAUAGCCAUUACUACAAUUACAGCCGAUACCACAACUACACCAGCUGCUACCACUACUACGACAGUAGCCGAUACUACAACUACAGCCGUACCUACAAGUACAGCCGCCUCUACAACAGCUACUGCUUCAUCAACUACCGACGUCACUACAACUGCAACCGCUACUACAACCACAGGUGCUACAACUACAGCAGCCGCUACAACUACAGCAGCCGCUACAACUACAGCAGCCGCUACAACUACAGCAGCCGCUACAACUACAGCAGCCGCUACAACUACAGCAGCCGUUACAACUACAUCAGCCGCUACAACUACAUCAGCCGCGACAACUACACCAGCCGCUACAACUACAGCGACCGCCACAACUACAGCCGCUCAUACAGAGAUAAGACUCAUUCCGUUCGAUACACACACUAAAGUUUCCAACACGGCCAACUACAGCUCCUACAACUACUUGGAGAUUGCUGUGCCCCUCGAAGGAGGUUCCUACGCUCAAUCUGUAUACGUCACGAAGUCUGGCAAUGUGGUCUUGUCGACCAUCACUGAGGAGACCGCCGACAGCGGAGUCAGGUACCGGUACACCAACCCGCCGGCUGCGGGGACAGCGCCGAUUCUAGGCGCCUACGACCUGUGUGUCCUGUCGCCGUACUGGGCCAACAUGAAAAUCUCAACUGCUGAUACCUCCUGGAAAGGCUCAUCCAAUGUAUGA
This is a messenger RNA of Dreissena polymorpha, 4344 nucleotides long. RefSeq names its product serine-rich adhesin for platelets-like. The transcript has 3 exons. Lineage: Eukaryota; Metazoa; Mollusca; Bivalvia; Myida; Dreissenidae. The record is from RefSeq and is a predicted model, not a curated record. The coding region runs from base 1 to 4344 and encodes 1447 amino acids.